CCCGCCCCCGAUUCAGGGUCUGCCUAAAUAAGGAGGGUCCUGAAGCGUAAAUCGCCAAGUGCCGCACAACUUCGGUUCUCAGGUUUCUGGCCGCCUUGACCUUUCUCUUUUCAUAGAAAACUGUCAUGGUUUCCUGUAUUGACUUAUCCCAGGCUGCUGGUACAGGCGGCCAAGUUCGCUCCUCAAGGUCACACAGUUAUUUAGUCAUGGAAGAACCAGAGUUUGGUUGCUUGCUUUUCUGGUUCCUCUAAGCAAGUUUGUCGACAUAAAACGAAGCUCCCCAAAGGUAAUGUGAGAUGUAGGUAGGCUACAGCAUGAAGGAAGAUAGCGACUGUAAGUUUUAGGUCUCUGUGUGAUUAUAGCCUUAGCUUUCAGGUUAGUAGAGGCUAAUGGUAUAAGUUAAUGUCUUCCAAAGGCUUUACGUGGUGUUACAAAGGCUGUUAGAUACAGAGGUGAGAGAUAACUAUUAAGGUGAUUAAAGAGAGCCAAGAAAACUUAUCACCCCUACCAGCUUUCCCACCUCAGCCUCAGAGUGCUAGCACGAUGCUGAGGUGCCAUAAGAUGAGCCUGAGCAGGCAGGAAGGUAGUGUUUAGGAGAGAGUAACAAUUUUUUGUUCUUGUUUUGUUUUGUUUAAAAAAAGAAAAAACAAAACUAAGGAACAAGAUCCUGUAUCAUGUUAUUAGCCCCCAUAAUCCAGGUAGCUUGGAGCUACAUGAGACCUUGUCUCCAAAAUAAAUAUGACCUAAAGUAAAGGUAGCAGGUGAGAAAAAAACUGCAAAUAAAGGUGUAGGAGGGUUGGUUUUGGCUUGUUUAUGUGUAUGUGUUUGGGUGUGUGCAUGAGUACACUGGCUCAUGGAGGUCAGAAGCAUCAGGUCCCCUGGAGCUGCAAUUACAGGCACUUGUGAGCCGCUGUAUGUGGGUGUUGAGAACUGAUCAAAGUUUGUUCCUUUGCAAGAACAGCAAGCUCUCGUAAAAUCACUGAGCCGCCUUAUCGGCCCAUGCUACAGGUUUUAGAUACUAUCUGGUGACAUACUUUAGCUUCUGAGUGAGUAGAAGGGAGUAGUCUCCUAAACUGACACCUUCUCAAGAAUCUUAGGUCAGAUGCAGAGGUGGUUGAUAAAUGGCUAUUACAAGAUAACACAAGAUGAUUUGGGCUCUUCAACUGCAUCACUCCAAGUCUUCAUAAUCAUGUUUCUACCCUAGGUAUGGACCUCUUUGCUCAUGUAAUGGGAUGAAGUAAGGAAGAGAUGUGGAAAGCCAAGCAAGCUUGCACCCUGCACUUAUGUCUGUAUAGGAAGAGAUGGAAUAUUUUAUUUGCCUUUUAUAUGUACAUACAUAUGUGUUGUGUGUUUGGGUUACUUUCCUUGGGCGUGUUUCCUGGGAAGCACUGGAGAGGAUGAGCUCCCAGAAGCUGAGAGGUGCUAGGCUCCCAGAGAACUCAGGUGAGUCAGAGCAUUGCUCUUGUACAUUUGAAACCAGCCACUGGAUUUUUGUUUCCUGAAUGACCAGCAUGUGGGAGAUAGAGGCAGGCACUUCUCUGUGAGUUCAAGUCCAGCCAAGGCAACAUGAGACCCUGGCUCAAAAAUAAAAUGAAGGGACAGGAGAGUUGGCUUAGCAGUUGAGUACAUAACUGCUCUUACAUAAGGUCCACGUUCAAUUCCCAGCACUCACUUCAGGUGGCUCAGAACUGCCUGUAACUCUAGUUCCAGAGGAUGUGAUGCCCUCUUCUAGGCUCUGUGGGCACCUGCACUCUCAUGCAUAUAUCCUUACACAAACACAUGCAUACAUUUAACAUAAAUAUUAAAAUGAAAUUAAAAAUAGAAACAAAGCUCUCCCUGAAGGAUCCAGAGUUAACUACCCUAAAGUCUAAUCUGUAGCUGCAAAGGUGCUUCUGCUUUGCAUGGUUUAAAAAAAUUCAGGUUGGGGUUGGGGAGGGAGGAGACAUACAUAAAAAGUGGAGUGGUAUCACAGGUGAAUAGCAAAUGGUGACUGGUGGCACUAUUCUCCCUCAGUUUUGAUAUUUGAAAAUAACCAUUUAAGAAAUAUCUUCCUCAGCCAGGUGUGCUGGCACAUGCUUUUAAUCCCAGUCCUCAGGGAGGCAGAUGCAGGUAGAUUGCUGUGAGUUCAAGGCAAGCCUAGUCUACAAAGUGAGUCCAGGACGGCCAAGGCUACACAAGGAAAUCCUGUCUUGAAAAGAUCAAUCACAAACAAACAAAAAAAAAACCCAAAACCUUCCUCUGGCUGGGUGUGAUGAUGCACCCUUUUAAUCUCAGCACUCGACAACAGGCAGGACUAUGAACAUGGUGGUGCUUGCCUUAAUCCCAGCUCUCUGGAAGCAGAGGCAGCUACAUAUCUGAGUUUGAGGCCAUCCUCAAACUUCAUAUCAAGUUCCAGGACAGCCAGAGCUACAUAGAUAGACUCUGCCUGGAAAGAAAGAAGAAGGAAAGAAAGUCCAUUCUUCCUCCGGAAUAACAAAAGACACUGGAGGAACAUAAUCCCUAGAGGUCCUUCCCCCGGCAUGGAGGAGCAGCAGAUCCUGACCUCACACCUCAGGCUUGCUGUUGGCCACAAGUUUUAUCCACUUGGCUCCACUUACAUACAGAAGGUAGAGCAAGGCCCAGUCAAUGUGUUCUUCAGCCAAGCCAGCAUGCUGGGCAUUUAGGAUUUUCAUUUCCUACAAGAACAUGACUAUUGAUCAUUUUAUUUGGUUUUUCCUUGCGGAUCUGCGACCACACUUCACUAGAGGGUGUAUGAUGUCUCAUGCCUAUGAAAACAGAGGCUGACUGAUCUUUCUUCUGGUUGACUUUUCUAGUGACUAUUACCUGAGGGCCUGGGAUCUGACACCAGCCCAGGACACCCAAUAAUGAGGUACGGUCCUUAGGUCAGUAUAGCCAUGUUACCCAGCAAGUGUGCCAGACCUAUAUUUUGUUGAAUAGGUGACUCCCACCAAGGAUGCAUUAGGAAAUGGCCAAGGAGGAAUGUCAGGUAAUGAGAAUUCCCCCAGGGGUCUAAGUCACGUCAGCGUACUGGGCAGGCACUUCUUUGCUUCUCCAACAAUGUUGAGGGUUCCUAGUUUUAGCGAAGAAACACACACAGACACCUUGGAAUCCCCUGCCUGUGUCAUGGACAGGUGUGCUCUGUCCCUCUUGCCUUUCCAGACACUACAGAGACACCCCUCUGAAUUUCUGGGACUCGUGUCUUUCCUCUCUUGAGAGCUAGACUAGCUAAUAUAUAGACCUAGAGAGUUCAAGGUGCCUUUUCUGUGUCCCCAGCCAAGGUUGUUGCAGCCAGUCCUGAACUUGGGGUGACGUCCCUACGGGGAUCACAGUGAUGAGCCCAGCUGUAACCGGCCUUUGGAACAGCCGGGACAUAUGCCCUUGAGAGCAGAAACCCAGGAAUCUGCAGAGCAGUUUUCAAAGCCACAGCCUUUCCAGGCCUUAAAACUACAAAUUAUUGACUGGAAAAGGCGACACCAUGUUGGCAGCGCCUGACAUGGCUGCGAUUGGGGAAAGACCUUAUUCCUGCAGCGAGUGUAGCAAGAGCUUUCGGUACAGUGCAGUGCUGCUGAGGCACCAAUGCGCCCAUGGUGGUGACCAGCGUUUCCGCUGUCUCGAGUGUGGUGAACGCUGUGCUGGAGUCGCCGACCUUCGUGCACACAGGCGGACCCACGCUGGCCAGACCCUCUACAUCUGCACCGAGUGUGGCCAGAGCUUCAGUCAGAGCACCCUGCUGGACCUGCACCUGGGCACACACCGAAGGCGCAGCCGCAACUGCCCGUGCCGCCUCUGUGGCCGCCGCUUCCCUCACGUGCCUGCACUGCUGCUGCACCGGCUGCGCCAGCACCCACCUGAGAAGCCCGACCGCUGCCCGCUGUGCGCCCGCUCCUUUCGGCAGAGCGCUCUUCCCUUCCACCUGGCACGGGCGCACCCCCCAGAGACCACCCCCGCCACCGCCCCUUCCCCCAGCGCGCUCUACCACUGUACACAGUGCCCGCGGGCCUUCCAUAGCAGUGCUGGGCUGCGGAACCAUUCCCGCAUCCACGUGGUCCCCAGCCUCGGCGACCCUGGCGCUGAGGCCCACCAGUGCGGCGUGUGUGGAAAGAGCUUCAGCAAGAGUUCCACGCUCACGCGCCACCUGCAGAGGCACUCUGGGGAGAAGCCUUUCAAGUGCCCCGAGUGCGGCAAGGGCUUCUUGGAGAGUGCCACACUAGUGCGGCACAAGCGAACGCACACUGGGGAGAAGCCAUAUGCGUGUAGCGACUGUGGACGCUGCUUCAGCGAGAGCUCCACGCUGCUGCGCCAUCAGCGCAGCCACCAGGGUGAGCGGCCGCAUGUGUGUGACACUUGCGGCAAGGGCUUUGGACAGCGAUACGAUCUUGUAGUGCACCAGCGCAGUCACACAGGGGAGAGGCCCUUCCCAUGCCCGGAGUGUGGCCGGGGCUUCACAGACCGCUCGGACCUCACCAAACACCUGCGUACACACACCGGGGAAAAGCCCUACCACUGUGAGCUGUGCGGCAAGCGAUUCACCUGCAUCUCCAACCUCAACGUGCAUUUGCGCAACCAUGCAGGCCAUAAGCCACACAAGUGCCCAGAGUGUGGCAAAUCCUUCAGUGUUGCCUCCAAACUUGCACUACACAAAAAGACACACCUAGGUGAGCGGACAGCAGAGUGCACGGAGUGUGGCAAAUUUUUUAGCCAUGGCCGGUCCCUGUCACAGCACCAGCGGUCCCACAGACGUGCUCAAGCAGCUGCAAUGGCAGCCACUACCACUGUGGUCACUGAGGUGACAAUAGGUCCCCCCCUCAGCCUCCCAGGGCCAAGAGAACAGGAGAAACCAGGGCUCUUAGUAUCUCCAUUUCAGGAGACGUGCUAAGAUGGCUCCAUGAGAUGGCUGGGUCAGUCCAGAGGAAAAGGGCAGCUCAGAUGGUUUGGGAAGCCAGACCUGUUGCUUUUGUAUUGUUGCUAGCUGUUCACCUAGCUUGCCUUGUCUCUGGACAGACAUCCUCAUCAGCUCUUCCAUUAUUCAUCCUUGUAUCCCCCAACUCUGAAUACUAGGAGUCAAGAGAACCAACACCACACCCUACCAAGACAGACCAGGUGUUGUGAGUUCUGCUACUGCCGUUCUACUCUCUGUUGUUGGGAUGGGCCUGAUCUAUCUUUACUGUCUUUUCAAGCAACACAUUUGGUUGGUGAGGUCUCUUGAGACAAGUAGUUGCAGAGGUAACAUACAGGCAGUGGAAAGGCUGGCCUCAUUAAAGGACCAAGAUCUGUGGCAAGUUACUCCCUUGCAGAGGUAACCAGCCUAUACUAAAGUAGGCAGAGUCCUUAGCCUGGCCGUCCAUGUCCUUUGACAAGAUGCCUCUUAGGACCCACCAAGAUGGUUCAGCGGGCAACUGAAUUUGGUCCCUUGUAUACACAUAUGUACUGUGAUACAUGUGCAUACACAAAGAAGUUAAUUUUUUUUUUUCAAUAAAUGACUCUUAGAACAGCUUUCUCUAGCCAGGUAGGAAAUGUUCACUUUGGGAUGCUGCCCAAGACUGUGUGGGUCCAUAAAGCCCAGUGAUCCCGUGUGAAACAAAAUAUUUCCAGAUGAAGCUACAAAGCCUGAGAGAACAUGACAGAACAUGUUCCCUGAAGUUCUGGGCAAGGGCAGAAUAUAAGCCUGGAACUGGUCAAUGACUGCUUAUAGCUGGUGAAAUUGUUACUUGCUUGUUUGUGACACCAAGAGCCCCUUUGUCAAAACGAUUUCCAAGUUCUCAUCCCGUUUGGUGGUGGUUUUUCAUUGCUGUGACAAAUACCUAAGAAAAUCAACUUACAGGUUUA
Molecule: messenger RNA, 5826 nt
Organism: Meriones unguiculatus (Mongolian gerbil)
Lineage: Eukaryota; Metazoa; Chordata; Mammalia; Rodentia; Muridae
Gene: Znf672
Product: zinc finger protein 672
Exons: 2
Coding region: 3476-4876 (466 amino acids)
Source: RefSeq, a predicted model, not a curated record